AUGGCAAGAGCAUCUGGGGCUGGAGAAGUGAGGACUGCAGAGGACACACAAUUGAGAACAACGGCAGAGAUGUCUAGUUAUAGAAGUGCAGUAGGAUCAAGUUCUAAAGAAGCACAUUUUGGCCUGAAAGAUGAUUAUUUGGAUGAAAUGGAAAAUUGA
Dovyalis caffra is the source of this 159-nucleotide messenger RNA. NCBI's taxonomy places the organism in Eukaryota, Viridiplantae, Streptophyta, Magnoliopsida, Malpighiales, Salicaceae. The record is from the annotation of a GenBank genome assembly.